CCCUCGUGAUUCUCCCGCGAAUCAAAGACAGUAGUUGCGUCAUACCCGGAGUCGUCUGUCUGUUUGUAUUCGUUUCUUUCAUCAACAACUGGAAUCGAACCAUUCCUUCCUCCAUUUUUGCUUGAACAAACUGCAGAAGAAGUAGAAGAAAGAUGAGCAAAGCGGAGGACAUGAAUUGCAUAUACAAGAACCCUAACGAGCCCAUCGAGUCAAGAAUCAAAGACUUACUCUCUCGAAUGACCUUGAAAGAGAAGAUCGGCCAGAUGACUCAGAUCGAUCGAGGCGUCGCUACUCCUUCCGCCAUUCGAGACCUUUCCAUAGGGAGUAUUCUGAGUGCUGGUGGCGGUGGACCGUUCGAAAAAGCAGUGUCGUCGGAUUGGGCGGACAUGAUCGACGGAUUCCAGAAGGCGGCGCUGGAGUCUCGGCUCGGGAUUCCACUGAUCUACGCGACCGACGCUAUUCAUGGUAACAACAACGUCUAUGGUGCCACUGUGUUUCCUCACAACGUCGGCCUUGGAGCCACCAGGGAUGAGGAAUUGACUCGGAGGAUUGGGGUUGCAACGGCUCUUGAAGUUAGGGCUAGUGGCGCUCAUUAUACUUUUGCUCCCUGUGUGGCUGUAUGUAGAGAUUCCAGAUGGGGAAGAUGUUAUGAGAGUUACAGCGAAGAUACUGAGAUUGUUAGAAAGAUGACUUCUAUUGUUACAGGCUUGCAGGGACAGCUGCCCCAAGGACACACAAAGGGCUACCCUUUUGUAGCUGGAAGAAAGAAUGUCAUUGCAUGUGCCAAGCAUUUCGUUGGAGAUGGGGGUACUGACAAAGGCAUUAAUGAGGGGAAUACAAUAGCAUCGUAUGAUGAGUUGGAGAGAAUCCAUAUGGCACCUUAUCUGGACUGUAUUUCUCAGGGAGUUUGCACUGUCAUGGCAUCAUACUCUAGCUGGAAUGGAAGGAAACUACACUCUGAUCAUUUUCUCCUAACACAAGUUUUGAAGGAAAAGCUGGGAUUUAAGGGCUUAGUCAUUUCUGAUUCCGAAGGACUUGACAGACUUUCCCAUCCUUAUGGAUCUAAUUAUCGAAACUGCGUCUUGUUAGCCAUCAAUGCUGGAAUUGACAUGGUGAUGGUACCUCAUAGGUAUGAAUUAUAUCUAGAGGAUUUGACAUAUCUAGCAGAAUCGGGGGAGAUUCCUAUUUCCAGAAUUGAUGAUGCUGUUGAACGGAUCCUGAGAGUGAAAUUUGUUGCUGGACUUUUUGAAUAUCCUCUGACUGAUAGAUCUUUGCUAGAUACAGUUGGUUGCAAGCUGCAUAGAGAACUAGCACGUGAGGCGGUUCGCAAGUCCGUGGUUUUGUUAAAGAAUGGAAAGGAUCCAAAGAAACCGUUUCUUCCUUUAAACAAGAAUGCUGAAAGAAUCCUCAUUGCUGGAACACAUGCUGAUAAUCUUGGAUAUCAGUGUGGAGGGUGGACAGCUACUUGGAUGGGAGACAGUGGCCGAAUUACUAUUGGCACAACCAUUCUAGACGCUAUUAAAUCAGCAGUGGGAGAAAAAACAGAAUUGGUGUACGAGCAACACCCAUCAGCAGACAUCUUUGCAAGUCAAGAUUUCUCUUUUGCUAUUGUAGCUGUGGGUGAAGGUCCAUACGCUGAACAUGCUGGUGACAAUUCAGAUCUUAUAAUCCCUUUUAAUGGAGCCGAACUGAUUAGCUCAGUUGCUGACAGAGUUCCCACAUUGGUGAUUCUGAUCUCUGGAAGGCCCUUGGUUUUAGAGCCAUGGCUCUUGGAAAAGGUAGAUGCUAUCAUGGCUGCUUGGUUGCCUGGCAGUGAAGGAGAGGGAAUAGCAGAUGUUAUCUUUGGAGAUCACCAGUUCCAAGGACAACUUCCUAUGACCUGGUUUAAAAGGGUUGAACAAUUGCCAAUUCAUUCCGGGGAGAACUCAUAUGACCCUUUGUUUCGCUUUGGCUUUGGGUUAACGACCAAUGACAAGAAGAUUUCAAACUGAUCAGUCUUGAUGGGCCGGCAAGUACCAAAAUUUCCCAGUUGGAUGGAUUUUGGGGUUGUUCAUGAGAUUCUGGGAAAGGUUAAUCAUUCUGGCAAUAAUCAGUUGCAUAUGCAUGCGACUUGGCCUGGCUUGAGGCCCUUUUGAUAGAUAUGAUGUUUUAUGGCCAUAGUAUUAUGUCCUUUCUGAUUUGAAGAGAUGCCUUGGAUUUAUCAAAAUUAUAGUGUAUAAUAUACUGUAAUUGCUUGAGGGCAUCAAUCUUGAAGGUUUGAAUUAUGUUAGAUGGCAUGGAGAUAUAGAGUGCAUCUUUUCGUUUCCCUCCUUGUAUUCUCCACCUUGUAUUCUUUUCUUCCAUAGGUUUUGAGCAGCUCCAAUGGGGCUGCCAUUAUAUUCCCUAGAACGUGGAUCGUUUCGGUACACGGAAUGGAAAUGUAAUACGUCACAUGUUUUAAAAUGUGGUACAAUAGGAGUAGACUUGUAUAUAUCACACUUAAGAAUUUAAGGUACUUUUAGAAUAA
Molecule: messenger RNA, 2506 nt
Organism: Camellia sinensis
Lineage: Eukaryota; Viridiplantae; Streptophyta; Magnoliopsida; Ericales; Theaceae
Biological process (GO): glucan catabolic process
Molecular function (GO): beta-glucosidase activity
Source: RefSeq, a predicted model, not a curated record